Messenger RNA from Plectropomus leopardus (leopard coralgrouper), 3833 nucleotides. It is a transcript of the gene ebf1a, whose product is annotated as EBF transcription factor 1a. Gene Ontology annotation, molecular function: DNA-binding transcription factor activity; DNA binding. Lineage: Eukaryota; Metazoa; Chordata; Actinopteri; Perciformes; Serranidae. The record is from RefSeq and is a predicted model, not a curated record. Gene Ontology annotation, biological process: regulation of DNA-templated transcription.
GUGUGGGACGAGGCGGGGACAGCAGGCAGGCGGGCGGGCAGCGUGCUGGUCGGGUUGGUGGACAGCUGAUUGUCCGUGUUAUUAACUGUGUUUGGGGGCGUUCCCACUCGCUUUGUAGACCACGCCUCCAUCACCUACUAGUUCUCUCCUGUUUGGCAUCCCAGAGAUGGUCCAAAGUGAUUCCUCAGGGAAGAAUAGAGCGCAAAUCACCCGAGCAGGAGCUGACGAGGAGCCGGAGCCGCCGUUGCCCAGGACUGCCUCUUAAUUGCGCGUAAUCUUCCCGUUUCAUUCAUCUGAACAGAGGAGAAGACUUUGUAAAUAAAGAGACGGAGCGAAGGAGGUUGAAAAGCGUUUCAUCUUCUUCUCACUGUGGACUGUUUGUUGAAAAAAAAUUGACAUUUUGCUUGUGUUUUUGUCAGCUGCACCUUGAUCCGGGGGACUGUCGCCAACUCAGUGCAGCCUCUCAUCCUGCGCUUCCCCUUUCAUCGCGCUCAACGUUGUUCAUCUUCACAGCUGCUGCUUCCCCCUUCUUUUUCUUGUGGAGUCGCUGACAUGAGGUGCAGCUAACCCUGGAUGCUGACAGCUCCCCUUUUUCCUUCCACAUGUCGCAUCUUUUGUUUACUUUGAGAAACACACGCGCAACUAAACGCCAAGUGAAAUAGACCACGCCACUUUGCUCCUCUGACAGCGCGAUCAAACAGACGCAAGAGGAGGAGAGGCAGAGGGAAAAAAGGAGGGAGCCGAGGAGAGGAGGAUAGAGAGAGAGAGGAGAGAGAGUGAGAGAGAGAUAGCGACAGUGUGAAGGUGCGUUUUGAUGUUUGGCAUCCACGAGAGCAUCCAGAGGAGUGGGAGUAGUAUGAAAGAAGAGCCCAUGGUGGCCGGGAUGAACGCGGUUCGGACAUGGAUGCAGGGCGCCGGAGUGCUGGACUCCAACACAGCCGCCCAGAGCGGAGUGGGUCUUGCUCGGGCACACUUCGAGAAACAGCCGCCCUCCAACCUUCGCAAGUCCAACUUCUUCCACUUCGUCCUGGCUUUAUACGACAGACAGGGUCAGCCGGUGGAAAUAGAGAGAACCACCUUCGUUGACUUUGUAGAGAAGGAAAAGGAAACGACGGGGGAAAAGACCAACAAUGGGAUCCAUUAUAGACUUCAGCUGCUCUACAGUAACGGGAUCAGGACAGAGCAGGACUUGUAUGUCCGUCUCAUUGACUCCAUGACUAAACAGGCGAUUGUCUAUGAGGGCCAGGAUAAAAACCCAGAAAUGUGUCGGGUCCUGCUGACCCACGAGAUCAUGUGCAGUCGAUGCUGUGAUAAGAAGAGUUGUGGCAACAGGAACGAGACCCCAUCAGACCCUGUCAUCAUCGACAGGUUCUUCCUCAAGUUCUUCCUGAAAUGUAACCAGAACUGCCUGAAGAAUGCAGGGAACCCUCGAGACAUGAGGCGUUUUCAGGUGGUGGUGUCAACUACGGUGAGUGUAGAGGGUCAUGUCCUGGCUGUUUCAGACAACAUGUUUGUGCACAACAACUCCAAACACGGGCGCCGAGCUCGAAGACUGGACCCCUCGGAAGGAACACCGUCCUACCUGGAACACGCGACCCCCAGCAUCAAAGCCAUCAGCCCCAGUGAAGGCUGGACCACAGGGGGCGCCACUGUCAUCAUCAUUGGGGACAACUUUUUUGAUGGCCUGCAGGUCAUUUUUGGAACAAUGCUGGUCUGGAGUGAGCUGAUCACCCCCCAUGCCAUUCGUGUGCAAACUCCACCUAGACACAUCCCCGGGGUGGUGGAGGUCACGCUGUCCUACAAAUCCAAACAGUUCUGCAAAGGCACACCUGGACGCUUCAUCUACACAGCGCUGAACGAGCCAACCAUAGACUACGGCUUCCAGAGGUUACAGAAGGUCAUCCCCAGACACCCCGGAGACCAAGAGAGAUUACCCAAGGAGGUGAUCUUAAAGAGAGCAGCAGACCUGGUGGAGGCCUUGUAUGGGAUGCCGCACAACAACCAGGAGAUGAUCUUGAAACGAGCAGCAGAUAUUGCAGAGGCCCUCUACACAACAGUGCCACGGGGGCACAACCAGCUAGCCGGCCUUGGCAGCGGCCCCGUCCAUGCUGGCAUGAUGGCUGUAAACUCCUUCACCGGGUCAGAGGUGGCACAAACAGCCAAUCAGGGUUUCAGUAGGAGUACGAGCAGCGUGUCCCCUCACGGUUAUGUCCCCAGCUCGACUCCCCAGCAGAGUAGCUACAGCUCUGUCUCCACUAGCAUGAACGGCUACGCUAACUCUGGCAUGGCAACCUUGGGCACCUCGCCCAACUUCCUCAAUGGAUCUGCAGGCAACUCGCCCUACGCUAUCGUCCCGUCAAGUCCCACCAUGGCCUCGUCGACCAGCCUGCCCUCCAACUGCAGCAGCUCCUCCGGCAUCUUCUCCUUCUCUCCAGCCAACAUGGUGUCCGCCGCCGUCAAGCAAAAGAGCGCCUUUGCCCCUGUCGUGCGACCCCAGAACUCCCCUCCCCCCACGUGCACCAGUGCUAAUGCUAACAGCCUGCAAGAUCAGUCUUUUGUGGACUCUAGCAAGUACUCAUCAAACAACUCUCUGCAGGGCCUGGCCUUCUCCUGAACGAUUCCCGGGAUGAUCGUUCCACCCAUGUAGAGGAUCUGGGAUAGCUGGAGAUUUGGGAAUGUUGAGAGGAAAAGACACAGUAGCAGAGUCUGGCGAGUCUCUGUUGUGCUCCGGAGCUGAACUGAAGGAAGUCAAGAUAAGACGCAGGACUCUGUUAAACUCAGGCCUUUCCAUUGGGAUUUCAUCUGAAGGGAUAGGGGAGGAGAGGAAAAAAAAAAAGGAACAAUACGAACCUUUGUGAUGUUAUUUCCCUCUUGGUUGAAUUAGUGUAGCUUCUCUGACACCGCGUUGGAUGGAGUGUAUAGAGACUGAUAGUUUACCCACAGCGUGACACUGACCUCAUGAAAAGAGCAUUUAUUUAUCUUUAUGUUUAUGCCUGUAAGGUUUGGGUUUGAUUACUGGAGGGCCCCCACACCGCCUUGCAAUCCAUAGCUCGCACAAACAACAGUCAAGUGUUGGGUCGGCCAUGAAGUUUACGUAACCUCUGUCACAAUAGAGGACGCUUUCCUUAGCUCAGCCUGCUUAUAAAAACCACAGAACAACACGUUGGCCAAAUGGGACUAAGGUCAACGACACACAAAAACAAAGAAAUACAGAAAAUCAACCCUCAACUUUGCUGCUAAUUUUCCCAUAAAUCUAAAAAUGGCAUAACAAAAUUGCCCAACAUCAGAACAUUUCUUUUUUUCCCCUGUUUGUUUUUUGUUUUGUUUUUGUUUGAAUUUUAAUAAAACUGUGAGGAUUGAGCUGUUUGCAAUAUGCUUUUCUGCUUGUCAUGUGAAGAAAGGUGAUGAUUUAGCCAAAAUUGACAUUUUGUCGGAGAUUUAAGUGAAGACUUGAAAAGCCAGAGGAUGUGUGCGUCCAGCCAGCACUGUACUGAAGGAGUCUAGCAAAUAUCAAAUUAGAAUAAAUGCGUGAUAUAUGUGAUAUAUUUUUGUAUAUAAAAAAGUUUUCAUUUGACGUUUCUUUUCUUUUUGCAAUAGCUAUAGUUUGAAAUGUAAACAUUAAAUGUCUUAAGGCAGCUUCUCAGUACAGAAGAUAGAUUUACUGUGUGUUGUCAAUAUCUCAUCUGCUAAACACAACAAAACAUGGAUUUGGAUACAAAAAGGGGAUUCCUGUAAAAUAUCCUAUAAAUAAUGUAUUUAUCCCUUGUAUUUGUACAUUGCCUCUCACCCUCGUUUAGUUGUGUUGUGUAAGUUUAAUACAGUAAGUGAACAUA